Marmota monax (woodchuck) is the source of this 2919-nucleotide messenger RNA. RefSeq names its product neuregulin 4 (gene Nrg4). Gene Ontology annotation, molecular function: chemorepellent activity. The record is from RefSeq and is a predicted model, not a curated record. The transcript has 13 exons. Gene Ontology annotation, biological process: intracellular signal transduction; animal organ development; nervous system development. Lineage: Eukaryota; Metazoa; Chordata; Mammalia; Rodentia; Sciuridae. The coding region runs from base 850 to 1221 and encodes 123 amino acids.
GAGGGUCACGAAGGGGAGGUCUGAAGGUGGAGGCGCGCGGGGCGGAGAAGCAACAAGUGCCGAGGCCGAGGGGGCGCUCGGGGAAGCUGGGGGCCCACCCGGGGCUUUCGUACAGCCGAGACUAGAGACUAGGAACCUCCUGUCGCUUUGGUGCAGCGCUUUGCGGCUUCCACAGCUCAUUCCCAGUUGUGCGGUUUUAUCCGCGCCCUGUGAAGAAGCGAACGUUCUCCUUCACCUGUCAGCAUUUCUUACCCAACUGGAGUAAAUUGUGGAACUUCAGGGGCGGGGGAUCCUUGAAGGAGAUAUCAGUAGAAGCUGCCUCAUUUGAUAGACCUGUUCCUAAGGUGACUGUAAUUGGCAUGAUCUCCUAUACCAAGAUAACCUUUGAGCAGAAGAAGUAGAGGUGAACCAUAAAGAGAAAGUCGGUUUCCUUUUACUUUGCAAUUUAGAAAAAAUCUUUCAUCCAAGAACAGAACAGUUGUAGAUGGACACAAUACCUUUACUUUAUUUAUUUAAUUAUUUUCUUGUGGUGCUGAGGAUCAAACCCAGUAUCUCACAUGUGCUAGAUGCUUGAACACCAACCAGAGAGAAAUCUGAGGCUAAGGAAAACAGACAUCUUUCUUUGGAUGCAAUUUAUAGAAAAAUCAUAUUUGGCCUUCAAGGAAAGCUCCAAGAUUUCUGUUUGCUUCUUCUUUUAUGGCAUUUAUCUCCAUUGAAUUCCUCAUUCAGGGUCUCACUAGGCUUCAAACUUGUGAUCCUCCUGCUUUAGACUCCAGAGUUGCUGGGAUUACAGGUGCUGUUUUUCAACCCUAAUCUUCUGACCAAGGAUGAAACUAUUUAAAAAUUAAGAUGCCAACAGAUCACGAGGAGCCCUGUGGUCCCAGUUACAGGUCAUUUUGCCUGAAUGGGGGGAUUUGUUAUGUGAUACCUACUAUUCCCAGCCCAUUUUGUAGGUGCGUUGAAAAUUACACAGGAGCUCGUUGUGAAGAAGUUUUUCUUCCAAGUUCAAGCAUCCAAAGCAAAAGCAACCUGUUUGCAGCUUUCCUGGCAUUGACUGUUCUUCUAGUAACACUUACCAUUGCAGCCCUCUACUUCCUUUGCAGGAAGGGCCACCUUCAAAGAACCAGUUCAGCCCAGUGUGAUAUCAACCUGGUAGAGACGAGCAGUACCAGAGCACACCACAAAAUGGCAUAUACUGAGGUCACAGAGUGCCAGAACUGAUCAACAGGCAAUGUUGAAAAUCAAUUUUAAGAAGAAUGUGAGUCCAACUAAGAAGACAUUCUUAAAGGACAAUACAAGUUAUGUUUAAUUCUUCAACUAUAAGCAGAAUUAUGUUGAGUAAGCCCCUUAACCUAAGUCUACAGUAAUGAAAACCUGAGACCAUUUCCCUUCGUUCACAGAAGAAAUCAGAAGCACAGAAAGCUUACUUUUCAGAAGUAAAUGAUGACAGGUUGUCCACCUGGCCUCCAGCCAAGAUGAUAUUCAUAUCACUGAAAGUGCUGACUACUCGCUGCAGGUAAUUACUGGCUCCCACCUUGCAGCAAUUAUAGCCAAAGACGAGGACCACGCGAAGUUCAGGGUUAUCUAGAAGACCUGCAGAGAAACGAAAAGCAAUAAUUAAAAACAGCCUUAGAAGAGGAAUUAUCUUAUACAUCUUGCAAAAUGAAAUGCUACUGCUAAUUACUGGCACUCCUAAGGAAGUGCAAUUUAGUGCUUCAGCUGUCAAGUUUCCCAUUUUUUACAAACUUUUAAAUACUAACUCAAAUUCUUAGCUGCAAUUAUUUUUUUUCAUUAGAAAACCUGUUUGAAAAUAAUACAAUCAAUACCCAACAAGUAAGAAAGCAAUUAUGUACUGAGCAGCAGCUCUCUAUGGACACAGCUGGUUCCAAACAGAUCACCACCUGAAAUGAAAGGGACACUGGUUUGCAGAGAACAAUAGGAUUAUCAGCUGAGGAAUUUAAAGAGCCAAAGAAAUUGCAGACAAAACGCACCAACUACAUGUAGUGGGGUAAAUGGUACCCCCUACAGUGUAUAUCCACCUUAAACCCAAUCUAUCAAUGUGAGCCUCUUUUUGGAAAAAGAAUCUUUUCAGACCUCACUAAGGAUCUUGAAAUGAGAUCACCUGAAUUAUCCAGGUGGACACUUAAGUCCAAUGACAAGUGCCCUUAAAAUAAAAGACAGACAAAGGAGACAGACAGAGGAGGAGGCAAUGUGACCACAGAAGUAGAAACUGCAGCGACGCAACCAUAAGAAACGUCAGCGGCUAUAAAAGCAGAAAGAGACAUCAGAUUUGCCCGUAGAGCCUCCAGGAGUGGGGCGCUACUGAUACCUUGAUUUCAGACUUCUGACUGCUUAAAUGUGACAGAAUAAAUCUGUGGUGUUUUAAGUCAUCAAGGUACUUUCUUACAGCAGCCUUGGGAAACUACUAUACCACAGAAAUACAGGAUCUGUCCACCUACUGCAGGGAAUAGGUGGGAGUGAAGGUGGAUUAGCCUUUGGAAAACAGGAACAGGUUUGACCUGUGGCAUACGGACUAAAAGCAGCUAGCAACAGGGGGCGGCAGAGUCCUAGGGAUCAGGCUGUGUUUGGGCUCCCAAAGCUCCCUCCCAGGGUUUCACUUGAGCCUCUGGCACCUUGUUUUUGAACAUCAAUUAGAAAUUCAAUAGCAUUAUCAAACAGAGUGGCUUCUGGGACAGGAAAGAAAUCCAAAACCUAACCACACUCGUGUUUCCAUUUGAUUUGGCCACAUGACUUCCAUCUUGAUAGACCAAAGGUGAGGUUACUAGAAAUAAGGCUCGUUCAACAAAAUAUGGGGGUAGAAAAAUGACUAAUUACCAAAAUCAAAUAAUGAUUCUGGGAAACUGCCUCUGGGUCAUUUCUUAUUCUCUACACAAUAAAUUACUGAUCUGAAUAAUGAAA